CCCUCGACCUCCACAUAGAAAGAUGACAAAUUUUUACGGAUGAUGGGAUGAGAUACCGAUGUCGUCGCAACGAAGAUAGGCAGGUCGCUGCAAGUACUAGAUAAGCACAGCAUGACAGGAAAUGUGUUCCUCCCGAGCGUGGUUCUUUCGUCCUCUGCCGGUCGUGCGCAGGUGUACUCUUGUCUCACUUUUGUUGGUGGUCCAGCUCUUUUGUACGAGUGUAAUCGCCAAUGAUGGAGACAAAGCAGCGGAGCUGAUUGACCGCUUGAAGACCUACGAAGAUGCUACGUCCCCCGAGGAGACAGCCGCGCUGAAGCGGCAGCUUGCGUUCAGCAACGACUUCGAAUUUCGUGCGGCACAAAGGAACCACGCUCCGGCUAAGGCGCUCGGAAAAGGAACAGAGUGGGGCGCAGUCAAGCACGAAGUAAUAAGCGUGUAUCGCGUGAUAGCUCAGAAUGCAAGGUACAAAGCAGCGAAAGUCUGCUUACGAGCACCUGGGUCGCACGUGGAAGGGCAAGAGGCAAGCACCGUUCAACAGUGCGAUUUGUAUAAAAAGUAUGCAUUUCCUUUUGCGAGCGUGCAGCACAAUCUUCGGCCAGAUCAUUCGACUGUUGAGAAUCUGCUCGCCAGCUUGGACGAGCCACCGGUUGUCGGCGAUGUCGGUGUGGUGGAAAUGAAUCAAUCGACCAAAAGCAAAGAAAAUGCUUCUCCCCGUGAUAAUAAAGGCUUUCUAACCGGCAAAGGCGACUACAUCUUGUUGCCCGGAUGGUUUAACACGAAACCCGCUCAGGUACCGCGUUUCUUUUGCCCUCUCGAUGUGCCCAUUGCGGUCGCUGUGGCACCAAAAUGCGGGAGCAGUCAAGUGCGACGUUGGAUGUCGUUGUUCGAACAGCUGCCAGCUCGUGCAGCUGCUCAUCGACGACACUACGUCUCACAAGUGGCAAGCGAGUUUCUGGCUGGCAAGCCACCACUGCUUGAAGACGAGGACACAACAGCCGCUAACCGCGUCCGCCGAGGGCUUGAAAAGCUGGCAGCACUGCACUACAAGUAUUUGCAGUACGCGGAGCCAAGCUUUGCGUCUGUGGCAACGACGGAUUUCAGCUACCACGUCAUUCGUGAGGACCUUGACGCGCUCCACCGCAAGGACCAUAUCUAUCGCUAUCUCGCGCGCUUCUUCAGUACAGACUACGAUGACGCGUGGGAUAAGGAGGAUCCAAGAAAAGGAGUUGACGGAAUCCCGAAUGUGAACUUCAUGUUGGCCACCAAUCUUGGCGCAAUCCUAAACGCACUAGUUGCUCAACCAGAUUUAGAAGAGCUGACCAACGCCAAAAGUACCAAUGUGGGAGACCAUCAAAGCCACGACCAGAACGAAGACCAAUGGCGAACUGCCCGGGCCGUGUGGAGCAGCAGUGAGCACAAGUGUGGAAAUGCUAUUCGAGAACUACUGCAGACAACUCUGCGGGCUGGAGCGGGGCUGGUUGAAAGUAAGGGAACGUUUUUUCACAUGCUGGGCGUCCCUGCCCUCCUGGAUGAUACACAGCAGAGUUCCGAUCAUAGUUCCUUGACGCAGUUUUGGAGCGAAUGCUUGAGCGCACAAGCUGCCUCCAGCGAGCACAUAACAGAUGGCCCUAUGGACGACUCCCUUGUGCCUUUGCACGAAGAGGCGCGCGACUACUACACGAAAGCGCGAAAAGUGUACUACAUGUGGCAAGUGUACUGGUAUCUUCGCAACUCGGAACAGCCCAUAGGCUGGUUGCCACUGCCUGAAGCCCUAUCGCCGACUUACUGUGAGCAUGGCGCGGGAAGGUUGAAGGUCUUUAUUGUUCGGAACCCACUGGAACGGUUGUACAGCUACUACAAGAACUUUAUCGCGUCAGCGCAAGCUGUGUAUGCUGAUGCGAGCGGCUCACGCGAUGCUCCAUCCGGGGAUGACGGAGACGCACAAAACCAAACUGCCGAUGAUUCAGCUGUGAAGGGCGAUGUCUCGAGCAGCGCCUUUCCUUUUCCUUCAUGGCUGUCACAGCUGUUUGAUUAUCUGGAAUGCCUGGAGGGUGCUUAUAGGUCAACCGCAGUUACUGGAACGCACCCAGAUAUCCCUGCUUCUCUGCGCGGUUGGCCGCGUGCUUUGGAACACCUGGUGAACCAAAUCACGUCAGACUACCUGCGCAAGGAAAAUGAGCAGCGUCCUACUAUUCAGCCUGGGGAAAGCAGUGCUGUGUCAGGGUCUUCAACCGAUGGAGGCGGACACAUAGAAGUUAUGGCAGAGCACCUGUCGGGAUCGGGUAAGGCGACGCGGCGGCCUAUACAGUUGCACGAUAUCGACAUUAUUUACAACGAGAAAAUUUGCAAGCACGCGCAGCCGACAACCGAUGCGCCGGAUCGAUGGAAGCGACUGAGCAUCGACGACAUUGCCCACGUGGCCUCUGCGUUCGAGGGUUUUGUCCGCAGAGAUGUUCUGGUCCUCAGUGACGCUCUAGAGUUUGGUGCGCAGUCAACUGCUGGAGACGGCAACGGCGAGCAACAUUUGAAAAGUGGAGGAGAAAGAGGCGAAACCCUGCGGCCAGACGUUGCGGUGCUACGACUGGAACACUUGGCUGAAGAUUUCAGUUUAUUGGGGGAGAGGCUGAAGGAUUUCGAUUUGCCUCCUUUUCCGAGUGUCAAUAGCACGAAGCGAACUACAACCUUGGAACCUGAAUUGCGUGAACACUACGGCAAUCUGGACCCGAGGCUAAAGGAGGGUCUCCUGCAGAAGUAUGAACUGGAUUUAGAAUUUUAUCCCACCAACGGCAAAGCUUUUCUCUUGUAAGGUUGUUAUGUUUGCAUGAUGGCAACAUCUAUGAUUGAUUUUGAUAUAAAAGGCACAGCGAGAUUGAAAUGUUUCGUGGCCACCUGCUUGCGUUUGCUUGCGAGUAUGUUGUCUCGGUGAGACCUCUAGCGCUAUGGCGCAUGGAUUGUGGAGUUUGUGGAGAAUGAUGCGGGCCUGGUGAUCCGCAUAUCAACCUAUUAGCAAU
This is a messenger RNA of Amoebophrya sp. A25, 3011 nucleotides long. Lineage: Eukaryota; Dinophyceae; Syndiniales; Amoebophryaceae. The record is from the annotation of a GenBank genome assembly.